UUCAGGAAUUACAAGUUCACCCUCUUUCAUGCCCCCUUCAGCUGCUCAAAAUCGGUCUUCCACCACCAAAACCAGGGAACGCUGAGUUCCACCGGAAGCUCGCCGGCACGACAAACCCCUCCCCUCGGGUUCUGUCAGGCCCCUCGCAGUGACCCCUAAAACGACGUUUUUCAUUUCUCGGAAUCAGCCUUCGGCAUCUCUCCCCAUCUCCACCAGGCUUCUACCUAAUUUUCGAGACCGUCCCUCCGCCGCCGCCGCUAUCGCAUUGGAAAUACUAGACGAAGCAUUAGAUUUCGAAAUUAAUUCACUAUUCAACGAACGAAGCUUCGAAUUGUACUGGGUUGAUUUUGUUUUGUUAUAUUCAUCCGAAAAUGGGGAGCGAGAGCAAUUUAAAGGUUUGGGUAUCCGAUAAAUUGAUGUCCUUACUGGGAUAUUCUCAGCCCACCCUGGUUCAAUACGUAGUUGGAUUGGCCAAGCAAGCUUCAUCUCCUGCUGAUGUUGUGGGGAAGCUUGUGGAAUUCGGGUUGUCUGCUUCCAGUGAAACGCGUUCUUUUGCGGAAGAGAUCUUCUCAAAAGUACCCCAUAAAGCUUCCGGGUUGAAUGUUUAUCAGAAACAAGAAAGGGAAGCAGCGAUGCUCGUGAGGAAGCAGAAGACCUAUGCAAUUUUGGACGCUGAUGACAGUGAUGAGGAUGGUGGUGGCAUUGUUGACAAUCGAUCUUCCACUGCUGCCCCAGCAGCUUCUCAGUCUGAAAAAGCAGAUACCCAUAAGAAGCGGUUCAGGAAGAAGACUGAAAAUGUAGAAGAUGAUGCAGAUGAUGAGGUGAUUGCGCGGGCAGAAGAAAGUAGGCAAGUUAAAAGACGGACUUCUCAGGAUGAAGAUGAUGACUCAGAGUUGGAAGAAGAAAGUUUGCGUGACCGAAGAGAGAGGGAGCAAUUAGAGCAGAAUAUAAGACAACGGGAUGCAGCAGGGACACGAAAGUUAACAGAGCAAAAGUUGUCGCGGAAGGAGGAAGAAGAAGCAAUCCGGAGAUCUAAUGCUAUGGAGGAAGAUGACAUUUCAGCUUUAAGAAAAGUUUCAAGACAAGAAUAUUUAAAGAAAAGGGAGCAAAAGAAACUGGAGGAGCUUAGAGAUGAUAUAGAAGAUGAACAAUAUCUUUUUGAUGGCGUAAAGUUGACUGAAGCAGAACAGCGUGAACUAAGAUACAAAAGGGAAAUAUACGAUCUUGUGAAGAAGAGGUCAGAAGAAACUGAUGAUAUAAAUGAGUAUAGAAUGCCUGAUGCUUAUGAUCAGGAAGGGGGUGUAAAUCAGGAGAAGAGAUUUUCUGUGGCUUUGCAGCGUUAUAGGGACUCAAGUGCAAAUGAUAAGAUGAAUCCAUUUGCAGAACAAGAGGCAUGGGAGGAGCAUCAAAUUGGAAAGGCAACCUUAAAAUUUGGUUCAAAAGAUAAAAACCAAAAGUCAGAUGACUAUCAGUUAGUAUUUGAGGACCAGAUUGAAUUCAUCAAGGCAUCUGUGAUGGAUGGUGACAAGUUUGAAGAUGGUUUAUUUGCUGAGUCUCAUGAUGAUUCUGUCGCAAAAUCAGAAUUAGAGAAACUUCAGGAAGAUAGAAAAAUGUUGCCUAUCUAUCCAUAUCGAGAUGAAUUGCUCAAAGCAGUAGAUGAUCAUCAGAUUCUUGUUAUUGUUGGGGAGACUGGUUCUGGGAAAACCACACAGAUACCUCAAUAUCUUCAUGAAUCUGGGUACACAAAGCGUGGAAAGGUUGGAUGUACCCAGCCACGGCGAGUUGCUGCUAUGAGUGUUGCAGCUCGAGUUUCUCAGGAAAUGGGCGUUAAACUUGGGCAUGAGGUUGGCUAUUCUAUCCGUUUUGAAGAUUGCACGUCAGAAAAGACGGUUCUGAAAUAUAUGACUGAUGGAAUGUUAUUGAGAGAAUUCCUUGGUGAACCAGAUCUGGCAAGCUACAGCGUGGUGAUGGUGGAUGAGGCCCAUGAAAGAACGCUCUCAACUGAUAUUCUAUUUGGAUUAGUAAAGGAUAUUGCUCGUUUUAGACCCGAUCUUAAGUUGCUUAUUUCAAGUGCGACUCUUGAUGCAGAAAAGUUCAGUGAUUAUUUUGAUUCUGCUCCAAUUUUUAAAAUUCCUGGGAGGCGGUAUCCUGUUGAAAUACAUUAUACUAAAGCACCAGAGGCAGAUUACUUAGAUGCAGCCAUUGUCACUGCACUUCAAAUUCAUGUGACUCAACCACCUGGUGAUAUUUUGGUGUUCCUCACUGGUCAAGAGGAAAUUGAAACAGCUGAGGAAAUCAUGAAGCACAGGACAAGGGGUUUAGGGACAAAGAUUGCAGAGCUGAUAAUCUGCCCUAUAUAUGCAAACCUGCCAACUGAGCUGCAGGCUAAUAUAUUUGAACCCACUCCUGAAGGAGCACGUAAGGUUGUCCUGGCCACAAACAUUGCAGAAACGUCAUUGACAAUCGAUGGGAUCAAGUAUGUCAUUGAUCCAGGAUUCUGUAAGAUGAAAUCUUAUAAUCCACGGACUGGCAUGGAGUCAUUACUAGUAAAUCCCAUCUCUAAAGCAUCAGCCAUGCAAAGGGCUGGUCGAUCUGGACGAACUGGUCCUGGAAAGUGCUUCCGGUUGUAUACUGCCUACAACUAUUACAAUGACUUGGAAGAUAAUACUGUCCCAGAAAUACAAAGAACUAACCUUGCAAAUGUUGUGCUCUCUCUCAAGAGCCUUGGUAUCCAUGAUUUGCUUAAUUUUGAUUUUAUGGACCCACCACCAGCUGAAGCUUUAUUGAAAGCCCUAGAAUUGCUCUAUGCUCUAAGUGCCUUAAACAGACUUGGGGAGUUGACGAAGGUGGGGAGAAGGAUGGCAGAAUUCCCCCUUGAUCCUAUGCUCUCCAAGAUGAUAGUGGCAGCUGACAACUACAAGUGCUCAGAUGAGAUCAUAUCAAUUGCUGCUAUGCUUUCAGUGGGUAAUUCAAUCUUCUAUCGCCCAAAGGACAAACAAGUCCAUGCUGACAAUGCAAGGAUGAAUUUUCACACUGGCAAUGUUGGGGACCAUAUUGCAUUGUUAAAGGUCUACAGUUCUUGGAAGGAAACUAACUACUCAACUCAGUGGUGCUAUGAAAAUUAUAUUCAGGUCAGGAGUAUGAAACGUGCCAGAGAUGUGAGAGACCAGUUGGAGGGGCUCUUGGAGAGGGUUGAAAUUGAACUUGCAUCCAACCCCAAUGAUUUAGAUGCAAUAAAGAAGUCUAUAACAGCUGGUUUUUUUCCACACUCUGCAAGACUGCAGAAGAAUGGAUCUUAUCGAACAGUUAAACACCCCCAGACUGUUCACAUUCACCCAAGCUCGGGUUUAGCACAGGUGCUUCCAAGGUGGGUGAUAUACCAUGAAUUGGUUCUUACAACCAAGGAGUACAUGAGACAGGUUACUGAACUAAAGCCAGAGUGGCUGGUGGAGAUAGCUCCUCACUUCUACCAACUGAAAGAUGUUGAAGACCGUAUGCUCUCUAUCUCUCUCUCUCACACACACACACUCACACUCUAUUAUGAGUGUGUACGUGCGGACACAUUUUCUUGUCUUCUUUGCCUUACAUGGAAAAGUAGUUUUCUUUGCUUUUGUGCUUACAUGACUGAUAUUGUCAAGGGCCAUUGAUCAAAUAAAUCAACCUUUACAUAUCCAGAUGAUAGUGGUCAUGGUGUUUGAAUUUGUGAUUCUAUCAUGGUUGCAUGGAGAAUAACAUGGAAGGAUUUUAUUUCAAAAGAAUGUACAGAAUUCCAUGAAAAAUAUCUUUUUUAAAAGCAACAACUCACAUGUGUAUGAAGGAAAUAGAACUUUUACAGCAGUUUUCCGUGCAUGGAAAGAAGGCAAAUUGAAAGUAAACUAGAAAAUAACUUCCAAUGCAUAAUGACUUUAGGAGCUGAUGCUAAAAUGCCAAACCUCGUUUUUUCUGUGUUAAAAGGAGCAAACCGCUCUUCUCCUAUUGUAAGCUGUGGUUGUUGGUUUUGAAACCAUUCUCUUUUCAACCUAAGAUGCUGGUCUGUGGUUCCUUCCCCCCCCCCCCCCCCCCAGUAAUUUUAAUUUUGUUCUCUUAUUAUUAUUUACUUUGAAAGUUGAGUGAGCUGAAACAUUUAAAUAAAUCAUCAUAUAGAUUAUAUGCAUAAGUUUUCCUCUAGUAUCUAGGCAUAUAAGAUGUUUAUCCUGGGAAUCGCUUUGCUGUUGUCAAUGGAUUGUGCUGAUAGUUCUCAACUUGUUGGUAUGGUGACAUCCAAACCUCAUUGAUUUUGAUAUUAAAAUUGCAAAGCUCUUUUUAAUGUUUAGUGAUGUACAACAAAGAACAUCAAUUUAUAUCUUAUGCCUAUGGUUUUAUUUUCCAAAUUUCACUUGGUUAUGUGAAUUACUAAGAUGUAUCUAUGUCACAGCUGGAUCAAAGAAAAUGCCUCGAACUGAAGGACGUGCUGUGAAGGACUGACAAUGGCAUUGAAGAAUUAGAAAGGGUGGUAGACUAAAGAAAAUGCCUCUAGGAGGACAUGCAAUGAGGGACUGACAAUAGCAACAGGAUGAAGGAAAAUGUCUUUGAGGUUGCAACGAAAAAACUAAUGACUGGUGCUACUGUGAAUACAGUUUUGUAAAAUCUGAUACUGGAAGUUUUUUUAACAAGCAACAAAUUCUCAUUGAUCACAUUCACUAAUCUUACCUCUUCAGGCAGGAAGGGGGCGCUUCAUCUAACCUUGUACAUUAUUUUGACGGAGAGUAUCGAUUUAUUGUCCCAAUUUUUGGUUCUUUUUUUUUUUUUUUUUUUUGGCAGAUUUGGACUGAGGAUGGAUAAAGACAUGUAUAUCACUUUUAUCUUUAUACAAAAACAGACAAAUGAAGAGAAAAAGGAUUGUCAGUUUCUUGCCAAUCCUUGAGUAUCUAUGUUUUAAGUA
Vitis vinifera (wine grape) is the source of this 4921-nucleotide messenger RNA. Its product is annotated as pre-mRNA-splicing factor ATP-dependent RNA helicase DEAH1. The transcript is spliced from 26 exons. Bases 372 to 3647 code for a protein of 1091 amino acids. The record is from RefSeq and is a predicted model, not a curated record. Gene Ontology annotation, molecular function: RNA binding. Gene Ontology annotation, cellular component: catalytic step 2 spliceosome; intracellular anatomical structure. NCBI's taxonomy places the organism in Eukaryota, Viridiplantae, Streptophyta, Magnoliopsida, Vitales, Vitaceae.